GCAUUAAAUCCACAAAAGGUAACAUCAAGGCAGCAGUUUUUGGACUUUGUGUUCCACAUCGCUGCCCACGGUUCUCUAUAUAGUGGUCAGGCACAGCAGGACGGAAUCAGACACACUGAAGAAGGCUCACACACAGGUUCACAGAUAUAGCCAUGAAGUUGUUUGUGGUGCUUGCUCUUGUUGCUUUCACUGGCUGUCAAGCCAAUGUUCUGAGGUCAGACGAACCCACGCCACAACUGGAGCUGGUGAAAGAUGCAUUCUGGGACUACUUUGUCAAGGCAUCACAAAAGACCCAAGGUGCUCUGAAAACCAUCGGAGAGUCUGAGUUGGCACAGCAAGUGAAUGCAAAGAUCAAAGAGAGUGUGGAAGUGGCCCAACAAUACAGAAAAAUUGUGCAGGAACAGGUGAUCGGCAUUAAUGACGAGUUACAUAAAAAGCUUUCUGAACAUGUGGAACAGCUGUCAGAGAGCCUGCAGCCGGAUAUAAAUGAAGUGAGGGUCCAGCUGGAGCCCCUAGCAGAGAAGCUGAGUGCCAACAUUCAGCAGCAGAUGCAGAAGGUGAGGCAGGUGCUGGACCCCUACACAGAGUCCCUGGUCACUGAAGCCCUGAGGUACAAGUUGCCUGACAUAAUUUGGAAACUGUACGAAACUGUAGAAUCGAGUCUGACUGAGCUGCACUCCCAGCUGGGCCCCUCCACGGAGGAGCUGAAGGAGAAAGUGGAAGAGAGCAUGCGGGAGUACAGGGAAUUUGUGUUUCCCCUGGAAGACAUCCUUGUAAAUGAGAUCAUUAACAAAUAUUUGGUGUUCUCCCGGAUCCUGAGCCCCCACAAUAACAGUCUGAUGGAGAAGCUCGAUCCCUACAUCCAGGGCCUCAAAUCCCAGCUCACCGCUCUCUGGGAGUCUUCUGCCAAUAGUGCCUAAGUGCAGGAGGAACCACUCCCUGCUCCCCUUAUCGAUUCUAAGCUGUUGAUAGAUUUGAAAAGCAUAUCGAUUGAGUGGCUCUUUCUUACUUUUCAUGUACUAUUAACAACAUUGAAGACCCACAGCAAUUAUGAUGUCAUUCUAUUGUUCAGGAAGAGCUAAGAGGAUACUCUGAUACUGAAGCAAAAUGUUUUACUUUUUUCAUGACUGCUUAGAUAUGUAUAUAUUACUUUUUGACAUGUUCUGUAAAAAUCGAUAGAUGCUGUGUUCUCAGAUAUCUAACUUUCUGAAAUAAAGCAAGAAAAUG
This is a messenger RNA of Anguilla rostrata (American eel), 1227 nucleotides long. RefSeq names its product apolipoprotein A-IV-like. Gene Ontology annotation, cellular component: chylomicron; high-density lipoprotein particle; blood microparticle. The transcript is spliced from 4 exons. Gene Ontology annotation, biological process: cholesterol homeostasis; very-low-density lipoprotein particle remodeling; phospholipid efflux. The record is from RefSeq and is a predicted model, not a curated record. NCBI's taxonomy places the organism in Eukaryota, Metazoa, Chordata, Actinopteri, Anguilliformes, Anguillidae. Bases 153 to 920 code for a protein of 255 amino acids. Gene Ontology annotation, molecular function: phosphatidylcholine-sterol O-acyltransferase activator activity; phospholipid binding.